CAGGAUAAUGAAGUCAAAUGAUUAUUUUGAAAUGCAGUUAAAAACUAUUGAUUGUCCUCCACGAAGUAAGGCAGAGAAGUUUAAGUAUAAAGAAAAUGAACAACUGCUCCAUCCUGGUUUGGAAAUACCUCUGGCUGCUGUAGCUUGUAUCGCAGGAAAGGAAUCUUAUAAAUUACACCAAAAACUCGAAAAUAUUUCUCGCAUACAUCCAAUCUCACAGAGUUGGCAGUCAGAUUCAGCUGUAUUUAUAGGCUGUGAGCAGGGACAACUUUUGAAAAUCAGCGAAGAUACUUCAGAAGUUACUAUUAUUUUCAAUCCAGAAGAAGAAGAUCACCAUUCUUCAGUAACAGAACUAGAGUAUAAUGGUGGAUGGGAAUAUUCCAUGAACAUUAUUUGUUUUCACAAGAAUAUUUUAUUUACUGCUGGCAAGAAUGGAUAUCUUUGUGUGUUUGAUGUUUCCAAGGAUGAUGCUAUAAAGUUGAUAACUUUCUACAACAUAGAAUCGCCUGUCACAUCAAUGAUUUUAACUCUUUCACAUGAUAAGCUUUUGUUAGGAACAGCUGGAGGUAAAAUUCAGACACAUGAUAUUGACAAAAUAGACAAUGUUGAAAAAUUGGAGGAUGAAUCAAGUUCAGAAUUUGUGGAUAUGAGACCUGUCUAUCCAGGAACAACAGUUGCAGUUUCUGCUCGACAAAAUGGUUUAAUUGAAUUUUGGGACAUGAAAACUGAGAAAAAACAUUCUUUUUUUGAUUUAGAAAAUGAGGUGUCCUCCUUGAACUGUAACCCUUGCUGUCAUGUUGUCGUUGUAGGACUCAGUACUGGUAGACUUUGUGUGCUAGAUAUCACUGAAACAACAGCACCCCGUCUAAUUUAUAGUAAAGCAAUUUGUUCAUAUUCACUUACUUGUUUACACUAUGACCGGCAGGCUUGUUACCUGUUUGUUCUCACCAACAAUAAGAUUCUCUUCAUCCUUGAUGCUGGUAUUAAGACUCGUUAUAAAAUAUACGGCUUUCUCGAAAUGCCCAACUUGUUAUUGUCUGUUGCCACAGAGAGUACUGCUGGUGUCAAGGUUUAUGUCUCAGCUGCAUCUGACCACAUGGAACAAGAAACAGAAUUCAAUAAACUUAUAUUUUUCUAUUUGGAACCAAACUUCAAAAGUACAUUUCAUGAUAAGUUCCAAAGUUCAAUGAGUAUAUUUGACAACGAUAAGCUUUGUAUGAAUGUACUUCUACUCACGUCUCCCGGUAGAGGGCUGGAAGCUAUGAAUGAACAUGUCUAUACUACAUUCAAGAAAUCUCAAGAACUUGCACAGAUAAAUUACAAAUUUGAUGCUGAUUCAGAGCAGGGCCUUGGAUGGGAAAUUUCAAAGAGAUUCCCAUUUGACCAAUUUUCUGCUUGUUGCCUAUGUACCAGUUAUGAUGAGAAAUGGCUACUAAUGGCUGCUGAAGAUGGAUCCAUCCAUGCUUUUCUAGCUGUAGAUCUGAGUAAAAUUCAACUCAGCUCAAUCACACAUAACUAUCACAACAGAGGUGUGAAGACCAUCGUUCUAUCAUGGGAUUGUCAGUUCCUUUUGGUCACCGCGUAUGAUGGCACUGCUUCUUGCUAUAAAAUCAAUCAUGAACAUAAACUUUUGACCAAAAUUCAGAGCCGUGUUUCAAAGGAAUGGUAUCAAAUGACCAUCAACCAGAAACCUUACCUUGCUAAAAAAGAGAGCAAAGCAUGCAUGAAACUACAUAGUAUUGGAUUACCAUCUCAAGAGGCAGGAACCUCAGAAAAGAUGCCAUUACCAAUUACAUGGCUGGAUACUCAGAGAAAAAUAGCUCUUGAAGAGAAAGAGAGAGAAAUAUCAGAAGAGAAACAGAAAAUUAAAGAUGCAGUUUCUAAGAUACGACAAACUGUACAAGAUAUGCUCAAAGCCAAUGACAACCGUCCAGAUAUUGAGAAGCUGGAGCAAUACGAAUUUGAUUUAGAUGUUGAGGAACAAGUACGUCUUCAGGCUGAUGGCGAAGCAGCCAUUCAGAAGAUAUAUGAAAACACUGAAUAUGAAAAUCUGACUAAAUUGUUUGUCAAAGAGAAAAUCAAAGAAGAAUGCUAUGACAAUAUGUUUGUCAAGGGCCGAUCCCUAAAGGCCUUCCUCAUUCCUCUAGAAGUUGAGAAUUUUCCCCUGAUUGAAAGGUCAAAAGAAGAACUGGAGCUACUGCAAAGGGUUGAGAACAAACGGAAAGUUGAGAAAAUAGUUGAUAUGUUUAACCAAGAGAUAUUUGAAUUAAUAUCCAGAGCUAGUGGUUCACAAAGUGUAGAUAUGCUUGGUUCAAUAGAAAGUAUGCAAGAUGAGGAGGACAAAUCUGAAACUGAACACAGAAGUGAAAGCCAACUGGAUCAAGAAGACUCUAACAUUGAUAACCAGGACCAAAUACACUACCAAGUUGCUGAAGACAAGACCAAGGCAAUUGAAAGCAGAGCAGAAGAGAUGCCAAUGUCCACUGCAAUUGCAGGAAGUUUUGGUUCUUCAUAUGGUGGUGAGAGUGCAUACUUGUAUAACCAACUGGAGCUUCACAGUCGAGACCAGAAGAUAUCACAGAUAAUUCUAUUACAAGGCAUCAUCUACAAAAUAAAGGAAACCUUCAACAAGGAGUUUGAUGAGUUGUUUAACCGCAAAGAAGUAGAGAUUGGCAAAAUCAAAGAGAAGAACAAGCGAGUUAGUGUGAUCAUAUCUGACCUUGAGCUGGGUGAAGAGGUCCUUGUUCCAGAAUUUACUGUGGCAGAGAGACCGGAAUUGGCUUUUAUAGUCGAUGAUUCUGAAGUCACAAUUGAAAGGUACCUGACUGCCGAGGAGAAAAAAGCCAUAGAAGAAGCCAAAUGCAUUGAAGAGGAGCGUAUAAGGAGGGAAAGAGCUGACAAUUCCCAUGAAAGAGGCAUAAUGGAUAUGAUGGGUGGUGUUCUUGAGAUCAGAAAAGAGGAUGAAUUGAAGAAGGACAUACCGAUGCCGCUAGUUGGACCAAAUGAAGAAGAAUGGACAGACGAAGAAGUGAAAAUGAUGAAAGAAUACGAGCGGAAAGUGAAAGAAUUAAAUGAAGAAAGGGAGAAAUAUCGCAAAGGUCUUGAGACUGAACUGAAGAAAUUACGAGGGAUCAUUCAAGAAAUAAUGGUAGCUUUCGAUGAAUUGGUGAAUGCAUUAUUUCAGAAACACACCCAGGUGUUAAUGGCUGUCUAUCAGGAAGAGCUGAAGCUUAACCGUAUCAAAAUGAAUUUGAUGAUGGAAGAUGAAUUUGCCAUUUAUGAAAAGCAUCUGAUUUGGGAAAGGAACAACAUACGAAAUUUUGUGGAUAACAUUGUUCAACAUGUACAAGACUCUGAGAAGAGAAUAGCAGAUUAUCGAGUGAAAUAUGAACAACUUCUGUUAGAAGACAGACAGUUGGAUAAGGGUUUCAGAAAUGAAUUCCUUGGUGUUCCUGUGGUUCUUCUAGAGACUCUCUACAAGCAAUUCCGGAAACGUCCAAGGGCUUAUAAAUUCAAAACGCCAGAUACAAUGCCAUCUGGGGAGAUUGUGAUGCAAACGAUAUAUAACCAAAGGAAAAUUGUGAUUGCUCAACAAGGGAAUGCUUCAAUUGCAGUUGCUCUUAAGGAAAUUGACAAUGACAGCUACCGGCCAGAAGGCUUAGACCAAAAUACUUGGACAAAGUUAUGCCAGAUAAGAAGAAUUAAACUCAAAAAAGAAGAACAGAUAAUGAAAAGUAUUUUAACAUUUGCUGAGAUGGGUGAUUUCCACCAGUAUAAAAUAGAUCAGCUGGAGAUGACACACGCUGAAAUGGAUGAGAUUGAAAUGAAAAUAAAGAAACUGAAGAGAGACAAACAACAAUUCCACAUUGACAUUGAUAUACAGCUUUUGAUAAAGCAGGGACAAGUGGAGUUAGAACAUGAUGCCCUGAUUCAUAAUUACCAAGGGGCUGUCCUAAUACACCGCAGCAUUAUUGAAGAGCUUAACGCCAAAAUUAAGGAACUUGGAGAACAGAAAAUUUCUAGCAUGGUUGAAAGCAAAAACUUCAAAAAGCAAAUAUUUCAUAAAGAAUGGGAACACAGAAAAAUGAUGAUGAUGAUGGAAGAUCUAAAACAAAAGAUGAAUAUAGUAAAAUUUAUGAAAGUGACCCGUGAAGUACAAAAGGUAAGUUGUGGCAAGAAAGAUAUGAAACCAAUAUAACCGACUUUAUUUUCUCUUGU
Molecule: messenger RNA, 4218 nt
Organism: Octopus bimaculoides (California two-spot octopus)
Lineage: Eukaryota; Metazoa; Mollusca; Cephalopoda; Octopoda; Octopodidae
Product: cilia- and flagella-associated protein 43
Biological process (GO): cilium assembly
Cellular component (GO): axoneme
Molecular function (GO): protein binding
Source: RefSeq, a predicted model, not a curated record